This is a messenger RNA of Leptidea sinapis, 918 nucleotides long. RefSeq lists its product as uncharacterized. NCBI's taxonomy places the organism in Eukaryota, Metazoa, Arthropoda, Insecta, Lepidoptera, Pieridae. The coding region runs from base 3 to 848 and encodes 281 amino acids. The transcript has a single exon. The record is from RefSeq and is a predicted model, not a curated record.
UCAUGUUGCUUGCCGUUUAUUUGUCGAGUUAUUUUCUUAUUGUGUCGGGCAGUAGGGGCGGGAGACGCGGCGGCAGUCACCAAUAUCCGUCAACACAUGGGUUGUCAGGCACCGGGUAUACCCAUCAACAAUCAACAGGUGGGUCGGGACAUACAUACCCGAAAGGCACGGGUUUGUCUGGAAAUUCCGCGGGAAAUUAUCACCAUAAAACUGAAGUGCAUAACCAUUACCAUUACAACCCGCCCCAGCAAAUAAAUUACGGUUCGACCUACCAUCCCGUGUACCAUGGACCGCCACCAGUUUACGUUUACGAGUACAGGAAUUCAGGAAGUCGCUUCGACAGUUUAUUAACAGGACUAGCCUUGUAUAAUUUAGGUCGAAUGUCGGCACAUAGCCAUGACCAUUCCCACUACAACGAAUACAGAGGGACGCCGGGAGAAAUUUGCAAGAUGGGUAUAAGUAAACCCACUGGAGAUUAUGAAGAAACGCGAAUCGACUGUAGACUUAUGUCCAGUUUCAUUUGGGAUGUACAACCAGAGAAACAUGAGACUGUUUCCAAAAUUAUAACAACGGUAAACACAAGUGAGACAAUUUCGGGCAACGAAACAGUUACCGUUCAAAACACGACAGUUGUAAAUGCAUUAGAAGUAAAAGGACCGUCGCUUAAAGUGACAGAAGGAAUGGACUGUUUUAUGAUACGCGACUCCCGCUAUUCGUCAUACGUGAAAAAGAGAGUUGAUUGUGCAUUGCUUCAGGAAUAUGCUAUGCGGUCUCUACGCGCUUAUAGUGACCGUGUGAGUCCUGUUUUGUAUAUUUCAUUGUGCUCUUUGUAUUUUACUAUAUUAUAAAUAAAACACAUAAUUAUAAUGAAAACUUUUUAUUAAACAAAUACAAAUAAAUAGUUAAACGUUUAGCUUA